Aplysia californica (California sea hare) is the source of this 2663-nucleotide messenger RNA. Its product is annotated as KICSTOR complex protein kaptin. Gene Ontology annotation, cellular component: actin cytoskeleton; KICSTOR complex; lamellipodium. The record is from RefSeq and is a predicted model, not a curated record. Gene Ontology annotation, biological process: cellular response to amino acid starvation; actin filament organization; negative regulation of TORC1 signaling. The coding region runs from base 75 to 1847 and encodes 590 amino acids. The transcript is spliced from 15 exons. Lineage: Eukaryota; Metazoa; Mollusca; Gastropoda; Aplysiida; Aplysiidae. Gene Ontology annotation, molecular function: actin filament binding.
AAUUGCUCUGUUUCUGUGCCUUACAGAGAAUUACAGUGCCUUGUUGCGUAUGUUCUGGUGCAAACGACGAAGAAAUGGCUUCAAAACCACUAAAACCUUUGUAUUGGACUGAUGCUCAUUUCUGUGGCUUAAGAGCCCAGACUAACGUGUAUGGAUUAACAAAAAUAACGUCAAAGGAAGGUCUAACCAAAUUGUUAGCUGCGUCUAUCAAUGGUCACUUCGUAUCCGUAGAAUAUCAGAAGUCUUCCAACAGGUUAAUCCCAAUAACUCGGGAAGAUGUUUUCUUCAGUUCAGGUCCUCACUCAGGACCUGCUGGAGGCACAGAAGUGUUUGAAAUUGUGUCAGUUGAUGUGAUCUGUAACUCUGAUGGAAAGGAGAGAAUCAUACUGGCUAUCACAUAUCUACUGCUUGCGUCACAUUUUGAACAGAAGUCCCCAAGUCCGCAUAUGAAUAUCUACUUUCUGCCAGAGAAAGAACCAGAUGGACCAUACCUGAACAUCAUAGAUGCAGUUCCCUUGUCUCAAGUACAGAGCUUGAAUCUGGACUUUAUACCUUUUAAACUCAUGCAUUUUCCGAUCUACAAGGAUGAUGGCAGUAAAGAAAUGUGCUUUCUUCUUGGUGGAGGUGACCACAAAGUUCAUGUCUAUAGACAGUCUGCUGAGAGUGAGUCCUUUUACGAGGAGCAAGAAGCAGUUGACAAGUUUUUCCCUGAAUUUGCCAAGAUCGAUGGAGGUGUGACCCAGAUGGAGCUGAUGCAGGUCAAUGAUGAGGAACGACUGACAGCCCUAGGGUUGCAGACUGGCCUGGUGUCACUCACACACGUCAACAUCAAGACAAAAGAGAUCCUUAAGCGCUGGACAACUGAACUGGACAGUCCCAUCACAAGCCUACAGCUCUUUACCUUAUCCACAAGGGCGCCAUGUCCAGAGUUUCUGGACAAACAAGAUUUAGCCAUCCCUGAUGAGAAAGAGGAGGAACCUGAGGCUAUCAACCUAUUGGUGACGUCUGCUAUUGACCCUUCAGUUGUUUUCUGGGAUGUUGUGUGCUGUGGGUUGUCCCAAGUUCACCACCUGCCCUACAGCAAUAGCCAGGAUGUUGUUCUAUGCUCCUGUGUCAUCGACAUUGACUUUGAUGGCGAGAAUGAGAUACUUAUUGGUACCUACGGUCAGGUUUUGUUGGCUUACAAGUUUGUCCAAUAUCAACCUCAUUCUAUGCUGAUGACAUCCACACCAUUCCAAUCGCCCAUGCCAAUUGGCAUUAAACACACUCCGACCCCACCCAGCGACUCAGAGAAGCCAGUGAGGGGUGACUCAUCGUUUGAUCAGUGUGAUAAUCGACGGCGCCACAAAUCGAUGGCCACAGCACUGGACAGUAGUGAUGGGAUGAGCAAGCUUGACCGCCACGACAGACAUAAGUCAGAUGAAGUCUCGGCACUGCUCGAUGCUAGCCUGGUCAAAGACCACCAGAUGGCUCGGCUUGUCAGGUCUCAGGAAAACUUAGCUUCACCACGGUCAGUCUAUUUUGCUACCCCGGACCAUCUUGUUUCCUCUGAAUUGUCACUUCCCAGUGGCAACCUACCAGAACUGACAGAGUACCCAUGCUACAGACUGAAGUGGACAAAGCGUUUCUCUGACCCAGUGAUGGGCCUGACCUGCGAUGAUGUCAUGGGGGACGGGAUGCUUGACCUGGUGGUGCUCACCCUGAAGGGACUGCACAUCAUGCAGCCGGAUCUUAACGAGGUUUCUCAGCUGGUGCUGGAGCGUCUGCGUCUAGUUGUGGACCCGGGCAGCGAGGCUGACGAUGACUACCACCGCCUACAGACGGAGACACUGGACCAGGCUAACUGAUGAUUGGGAUGACCACACACCUCUGUCAUGGCUGAUUCAACAAGGGUGUGGGGGAUAAAGAAGGGGAGAGGAGGGGAAAAAGGCAGUGGAAGAGAGAGGCAGAAAGAGAAAGAGCGAGUGAGGAAGGCACAGAGAGAGAGAGAGAGAGAGAGAGAGGAGAGGUUGUAGUUAUUGAGUGUGAAGACUUGUUACCUAAGAAUGUAUAUUUACUAUCUCUGUAACACAGAAGAAAGAAAGGGGGAGGGGUGGAGAGAGAGGGACUGCCCAUUUGGUAUCUUGUAGCUGUUAUCUUGAGCAUGAAGACUUUAAAAACCUGAAAAUAUAUGUAUGUUGACUAUCAUGGAAGGGAUUUUUUAAAAAUUUGAUGGCUAAGUGUGGGAGUGAAAUGAAUUUGAGCAAUGCUCACAGAGAGGAAGAAAGGGAAAGAAAGAAGUGAGAAAAAAGAGUGAACAAGAGAGCGGGUGAGAGAGCUAGAGAGCAAGGAGAGAGAGACGAAGAAACACAGAAAAAUAGAGAGGGAGAGCAAGGAAUUGAGAGAGAGGGAAGACCAGAGAGAAAGGAAGAGGGAGACUGAGGGGAGGGCAUGAAACAAGAGAGAGUGAGAGAACAAGGGAUUGAGGAGAAAGAAGAUGCAGGAGGAAUGAGAGAGAAAGAGAGAGAGAGUGAUGCGUAUUGUGAACCUUCUCUAUCAUACUUAAUGUGGUUGCGAAAAUGAAAAUGUGUGAGACUUUAAUACCAGAUACUCUAAAAUAAUCUUUAUGUGCAAUAUAGUGCGAAGUUGGAAUGGCAAGUGAAUAAAAAUACUUUAUCACUUUU